GUAUUGCAAGCUUGGAUAGUCGAUAUCAUUUCCAGACAACUUUGGUGUCAUACUUGGCCCUACCUUUUUCUAUAUAUACCACUUCAUCAUAUGCCUUAACUUUUAUUACUAGAAAUUAUCAUCACUCUAAACCCCUUCUUUGUUUCAUUAAUACAACUUAAUUAUUUAACUAUUAACAACAAUGGCAACUUUAUUAGCAGCAUUACUUCUACCUUUUAUAGUCAUCAAUCUUUCCCUUUAUGAAGCAUUUGCUGAUUUUGGUCAUGCUACUUUUUAUGGUGGAGGUGAUGCCUCCGGCACUAUGGGGGGAGCAUGUGGAUAUGGAAACUUAUACAGUGAAGGGUACGGGACAAGCACAGCGGCGUUAAGUACAGCCUUGUUCAAUAACGGAUUGAGUUGUGGUUCAUGUUACGAGCUUUCAUGUAAUGGUGACCCAAAAUGGUGUCUCCCAGGGAGUAUUAUUGUGACAGCAACUAAUUUUUGCCCUCCAAACCCUUCUUUGUCUAAUGACAACGGUGGAUGGUGUAAUCCUCCUCUUCAACACUUUGAUUUGGCUGAACCUUCUUUCUUAAAAAUUGCCCAAUAUCGUGCCGGAAUUGUUCCCGUCACCUUCCAAAGAGUACCAUGUGUGAGAUCAGGAGGAGUAAGAUUUACGAUCAAUGGACAUUCCUACUUCAAUUUGGUGCUGAUCACAAAUGUGGGCGGUGCGGGCGACGUGCACGCUGUGUCAAUCAAGGGUUCAAAGACUGGGUGGCAAGCCAUGUCAAGGAAUUGGGGUCAAAAUUGGCAAAGUAAUAGCUAUUUGGAUGGCCAAAGCCUAUCUUUUCAAGUUACUACUAGUGAUGGAAGAACAAUCACUACUUAUGACGUUGCUCCUUCUAAUUGGCAAUUUGGCCAAUCUUAUGAGGGUACUCAAUUCUAAAACACUCACAUCAACAUUAUUUAUCAAAUUUAUUAACUCGAAGAUUUGAAUCUUUAAGAUAUGUUAUAUGUUCCGUUGUGAAAAUUAAAGGAAGUAGUAAUUGAUAGUUUCAUUGUGGUGUAAUUUAUCACCCACAAAAUGUAAUGAUAUGUUAUUUAUAGAUAUAUACCUAGCUGGCUAGCUAGAAAAAGUUUUUUUUUUUUUAAUGUAAAAAUUUAUUUUGCAUGUGAGAAAUUGAUAUUAUCUUGGUUUUUAAUGGCCAAAAGAAAUAUAUUACUUUUGAUGUUUAUAUGAAAAAGUUAAAAGUUAUUUCACAA
This is a messenger RNA of Amaranthus tricolor (Joseph's coat), 1239 nucleotides long. Its product is annotated as expansin-A8-like. Lineage: Eukaryota; Viridiplantae; Streptophyta; Magnoliopsida; Caryophyllales; Amaranthaceae. The transcript is spliced from 3 exons. Gene Ontology annotation, biological process: plant-type cell wall organization. The record is from RefSeq and is a predicted model, not a curated record. Bases 182 to 922 code for a protein of 246 amino acids. Gene Ontology annotation, cellular component: extracellular region.